AUGUCUCAGCCUGCCAAUUCCCUUGAGGAUCCGGUUCUGCCUACUAGCCCCCAGCUCGGUGGUGCAGUGGGCUAUCCCGAGACUCUGCCCAACAUGGAUGCUAUCAGUGGAGUGAUCAAGCCCGCCGCCAUCCCCGUCCGGGGUGGUUCGGACCGGUUGGCAGCUCUCGAGCUUGCAGAUGGCACUGUUUACCAGGGUUACAACUUUGGUGCUGAGAAGAGUGUAUCGGGCGAAUUAGUCUUCCAGACCGGUAUGGUCGGUUACCCCGAGUCCAUUACCGACCCCUCAUACCGCGGCCAGAUUCUGGUCGUCACUUUUCCCGCUCGUCGUCAGAUUCACAUCUCGGCCCUGGUGGUGGCAGCCUACGCCGGUGAGGACUUCUCGCACUACUUGGCCAAGUCCUCUCUAGGCCAAUGGCUCAAGUCAGAGGGAAUUCCAGCCAUGCACGGUGUUGACACUCGUGCUCUGACCAAACGCCUUCGCCAGACCGGUUCCAUGCUUGGUCGCAUGCUGCUGCAAAAAUCCACCACCACCGUCGAUGCUGCUGUUGCCGCUGGUGCCAACUGGAAGUCCCACUUCGAGGAGACCGAAUGGGUGGACCCAAACCAGAAGAACCUCGUCGCUGAGGUCUCGAUCCGCGAGCCCCGGCUAUUCACACCCCCCGCAAAUGUCGCCCUCAAACACCCCUCGGGCCGCGGAGUCCGCGUCCUGUGCUUGGAUGUCGGUAUGAAAUACAACCAGCUGCGUUGCUUACUUGCCCGUGGUGUGGAGGUUUUGGUUGUGCCCUGGGACUACGAUUUCCCCACUCUCGCUGGGAAGGACUUCGACGGUCUGUUUGUGUCGAACGGUCCCGGUGAUCCUGCGACCCUGACUGUUACUAUCAACAACUUGGCCAAGAUGUUCGAGGAUGCUCGCACUCCCGUUUUCGGUAUCUGUCUGGGUCACCAGUUGAUUGCCCGUGCCGUCGGCGCCCAGACCACCAAGAUGAAGUUCGGUAACCGCGGACACAACAUUCCUUGCACAAGCAUGCUCUCUGGCAAGUGUCACAUCACAUCCCAGAACCACGGUUACGCCGUGGAUGCUAGUAGUCUCCAGAACGGAUGGGAGGAGCUUUUCGUCAACGCCAACGAUGGCAGUAACGAAGGUAUCCGUCACACCGGCCGCCCCUUCUUCAGUGUGCAGUUCCACCCCGAGAGCACCCCUGGACCCCGAGACACCGAAUACCUGUUUGAUGUGUUCAUCGAUACCAUCAAGUCUACCAUUGCCUCGCCUGAGGCUUUGAACAUGCCUGUCGCGUUCCCCGGUGGCACCAAGGCCGAGAACAUCAAGGCUUCUCCCAGAGUCUCAGUCAAGAAGGUUCUGGUUCUUGGUUCCGGUGGUCUCAGCAUUGGCCAGGCCGGAGAGUUCGAUUACUCUGGCAGUCAAGCCAUCAAGGCCUUGAAGGAGGAGGGCAUCUACACCAUUCUGAUCAACCCCAACAUUGCCACCAUCCAGACCUCCAAGGGCUUGGCUGACAAGGUUUACUUCCUGCCUGUCAACGCCGAAUUUGUGCGCAAGGUCAUUAAGCACGAGCGUCCUGAUGCCAUCUACGUCACUUUCGGUGGCCAGACUGCCCUUUCGGUUGGUAUUCAGCUCAAGGACGAGUUUGAGGAGCUUGGUGUCAAGGUUCUCGGUACUCCCAUUGACACCAUCAUCACCACCGAGGAUCGUGAGUUGUUUGCCCGCAGCAUGGAUUCCAUCAACGAGAAGUGUGCCAAGUCUGCUUCCGCCUCUACCAUCGAGGAGUCUCUGAAGGUCGUUGAGGACAUUGGUUUCCCCGUUAUUGUUCGUGCCGCCUACGCUCUUGGUGGUCUCGGCAGUGGUUUCGCCGAGAACAUGCAGGAGCUCGAGGAUCUUUGCACCAAGGCAUUGGCCGUCAGUCCUCAGGUGCUGAUCGAGCGCAGUAUGAAGGGCUGGAAGGAGAUUGAGUACGAGGUCGUUCGUGAUUGCCAGGACAACUGUAUCACUGUCUGCAACAUGGAGAACUUCGAUCCCCUUGGCAUCCACACUGGUGACUCCAUUGUUGUGGCACCCUCUCAGACGCUCUCGGACGAAGAUUAUAACAUGCUGCGUACCACCGCUGUCAAUGUCAUUCGUCACCUUGGCGUGGUCGGCGAAUGUAACAUUCAGUAUGCCCUCAACCCCUUCUCCAAGGAGUACUGCAUUAUUGAGGUCAACGCUCGUUUAUCUCGAUCCUCUGCCCUAGCCUCUAAGGCUACCGGAUAUCCUCUUGCCUUCAUUGCUGCCAAGUUGGGUCUCAAUAUUCCCCUGAACGAGAUCAAGAACUCGGUCACUCAGUCCACCUGCGCAUGCUUCGAACCAUCGCUCGAUUACUGCGUGGUUAAGAUUCCCCGUUGGGAUCUGAAGAAGUUCACCCGAGUGUCUACCCAGCUCGGUUCGUCUAUGAAGAGUGUCGGUGAGGUCAUGAGCAUUGGCCGAACUUUCGAAGAGGCCAUUCAGAAGGCCAUUCGGUCCGUUGAUUUCCACAACCUUGGCUUCAACGAGUCCAAUGCCCUCAUGUCUAUCAAGGGCGAGCUCCAAACUCCCUCCGACCAGCGCUUGUUUGCCAUCGCCAACGCUAUGGCCGCUGGUUACACUGUUGAUGACAUUUGGAAACUCACCAACAUCGAUAAGUGGUUCCUCAGCCGCCUCAAGGGCCUCAGCGACUUCGGCAAGUCCAUGUCCGCCUUCAAUGCUACCUCUGUGCCCCUACCCAUGAUCCGUCAGGCUAAGCAGCUUGGUUUCUCCGAUCGCCAACUUGCCAACUUCUUGGAUUCUAAUGAGCUCGCCGUGCGCCGCAUGCGUGUUGAGGCUGGUAUCACGCCUAUCGUCAAGCAGAUUGAUACCGUUGCCGCCGAAUUCCCGGCCGUGACCAACUACUUGUACCUCACCUACAACGCCUCUGAACACGAUCUGACUUUCAACGAUCAUGGCAUUAUGGUUCUGGGAUCUGGUGUGUAUCGUAUCGGUUCCUCCGUCGAAUUCGAUUGGUGCUCCGUGCGUACCAUCCGCACGCUCCGCGAGCAGGGCUACAAGACAAUCAUGGUCAACUACAACCCAGAGACUGUCAGUACCGAUUAUGACGAGGCUGAUCGCCUCUACUUUGAGAACAUCAACCUCGAGACGGUUCUUGAUAUCUACCAGCUGGAAACUUCUAGCGGUGUGAUCAUGUCCAUGGGUGGCCAGACCCCCAACAACAUCGCUCUUCCCCUUCACCGCCUCAAUGUCAACAUCUAUGGUACCUCCCCCGAGAUGAUCGAUGGCGCCGAGAACCGUUACAAGUUCUCGCGUAUGUUGGAUCGCAUUGAGGUCGAUCAACCCGCUUGGAAGGAGUUGACCAGCAUUGACGAGGCCCGCGAGUUCUGUGACAAGGUCGGCUAUCCUGUGCUGGUUCGUCCCUCAUACGUGCUUUCUGGCGCUGCUAUGAACACUGUCUACUCCGAGCACGACCUUGCUAGCUACCUGAACCAGGCUGCCGAUGUCUCGCGCGAGCAUCCCGUUGUCAUCACCAAGUACAUCGAGAACGCCAAGGAGAUUGAGAUGGAUGCUGUUGCCCGUAACGGUGUGAUGGUCGGACACUUCAUCUCCGAACACGUCGAGAACGCUGGUGUCCACUCUGGUGACGCUACUCUGAUCCUCCCUCCCCAAGAUCUGAGCCCGGAGACCGUCCGCCGCAUUGAGGAGGCCACUCGCAAGAUUGGUAACGCCCUCAAUGUCACUGGCCCUUACAACAUUCAAUUCAUUGCCAAGGACAACGACAUCAAGGUCAUUGAGUGCAAUGUCCGUGCCUCACGUUCUUUCCCCUUCGUGUCCAAGGUCAUGGGUGUUGAUCUGAUCGAGAUGGCCACCAAGGCCAUGCUUGGCAUUCCAUUCCAGGAGUACCCCCCUGUGUCCAUUCCCAAGAACUACGUCGGUGUCAAGGUCCCUCAGUUCUCGUUCUCUCGUCUGUCUGGUGCCGACCCCGUUCUGGGUGUCGAGAUGGCUUCCACUGGUGAGGUUGCUUCGUUUGGUCGUGACAAGUACGAGGCCUACUUGAAGGCUCUCCUGUCAACUGGCUUCCGUCUUCCCCGCCGCAACAUCCUCUUCUCCAUCGGUGCCUACAAGGAGAAGCUUGAGAUGCUGCCCUCGAUCAAGAAGCUUCACGAUCUCGGCUACAACUUGUUCGCCACUGCUGGUACCGCUGAUUUCCUCAAGGAGAAUGGUGUGCCUGUCAAGUACCUUGAGCACCUCCCGGAUCACGAGGAGGAGGACAUGAAGUCUGAGUACUCUCUCACUCAGCACUUAUCUAACAACCUCAUCGACUUGUACGUCAACUUGCCGUCCAACAACCGCUUCCGUCGCCCGGCGAACUACAUGUCCAAGGGUUACCGUACUCGUCGUAUGGCCGUUGACUACCAAACUCCUUUGGUCACCAACGUCAAGAACGCCAAGAUCCUGAUUGAGGCUAUUGCCCGCCACUUCCCUCUCGACAUCAUCACCUCCGACUUCCAGACCAGCCACCGCACUGUUGUCCUCCCCGGUCUGAUCAACAUUGCUGCAUUUGUCCCGAGCCUUACCUCCGCUGGUUCCUCUGACUUUGAAGCUGUCUCCAAGGCUUCAAUCGCAGGCGGAUUCAGCAUGAUCCGCGUCAUGCCUGUCGGUGUUGACAGUUCACUGACCGAGUCCCGCGACCUGAAGAUUGUCCAGCAGAAUGCCCAAGGCAAGUCACUCUGCGACUUCAACGUCUCGGUGGCUGCCACUGCCACCAACUCAGACCAGAUCAUUCAAAUGACUGGUGAGGUUGGCUCUCUCUUCAUCCCCUUCAACCACCUUUCGGGCAACAUCAACAAAGUGGCCACUGUCACCAACCACUUCAGCUCUUGGCCCUCAAGCAAGCCUUUGAUCACCGAUGCCAAGAGCACCGAUCUUGCUUCGAUCCUGUUGUUGGCCAGUCUCCACAGCCGUAACAUUCACGUCAUGAGUGUUACCUCCAAGGAGGACAUCAGCCUCAUUGCUCUGAGCAAGGAGAAGGGCCUGAAGGUGACCUGCGAUGUCUCCAUUUACUGCCUGUUCCUUACCCGGGAGGACUUCCCGUCUUGCAGCUCCCUGCCCACCGCCGAGGACCAGGCUGCUCUUUGGGAGCACCUGAGCACCAUCGAUGUCUUCUCUAUUGGCAGCAUUCCCUUCCAGCUUGCUGGCAAGGAGGCCACCCCUGAGGCUGGUAUCGCUGAGUCCAUUCCUUUGCUGUUCACCGCUGUGGCAGAGGGCCGCCUGACCAUCGAGGAUGUCACCGCUCGUCUCCACGACAACCCCAAGAAGAUCUUCGAGUUGCACGAUCAGGUCGACAGCUCGCUCGAGAUUGAGGUUGACCGCCCCUACGUUUUCAAGAACCCCAAGACCUGGUCUCCGUUCAACGGCAAGACGAUGCGUGGAAAUGUCCAGCGUGUUGUCUUCCAGGGCAAGACUUCUUGUCUGGAUGGUGAGAUCACCAAGGAGGCCGUCAAGGGUGCCGAUAUGUCCACUCACCGUAUCCUUCCCACCUCCCCUAUGCAGAAGCCCGUGACUCCUAUGGCCCGCCCGGAGAGCUCGCUCGACAGACACGUUUCUGUCUCUGGCACUUCAGGCCGCCGCCUCAGGAACUUGGACGGUGCUACACCGGCCAUUGGCGAAUUGGGCCCUCCUCUCUAUGCCGCUUCCUCGCAGGUGUCCCCGUCUCUCGCCGACUUGCUCUCCCGCUCUCCCUUCCGUGGAAAGCAUGUCCUGUCCGUUAACCAGUUCUCUCGCUCGGACUUGCACCUGCUCUUCACUGUCGCCCAGGAGAUGCGUCUUGGUGUUCAACGCCACGGUGUUCUUGACAUCCUGAAGGGUCGUGUCCUGACCACCCUCUUCUACGAGCCUUCUACCCGCACCUCGGCCUCCUUUGAUGCCGCUAUGCAGCGCCUUGGUGGCCGUACCAUCCCCAUCGCCACCGAGCACUCUUCCACCAAGAAGGGCGAGUCCCUCCAGGACACCAUUCGCACUCUUGGCUGCUACAGCGAUGCCCUUAUCCUGCGCCACCCCGAUGCCAGCAGCACCGAGAUCGCGGCCAAGUACUCCCAGGUCCCCGUCAUCAACGGUGGCAACGGCUCUCUCGAGCACCCCACCCAGGCCUUCCUGGAUCUGUUCACCAUCCGUGAGGAGCUGGGAACUGUCACCGGCUUGACCAUCACCUUCACUGGUGACCUCAAGUACGGCCGCCCUGUGCACUCUCUCAUCAAGCUGCUGCAGUUCUACGAUGUUCGCAUCCAGCUGGUCGCUUCCAAGGCCCUCGCUCUUCCCGAGGAAGUCCGCCAGCAGAUCAUUGCUUCUGGUCAGCUGGUCCUCGAGUCCGAGGAGCUGACCCCCGAGAUUGUCGCUCGCUCCGACAUCCUGUACUCCACCCGGGUGCAGAAGGAGCGCUUCGAAGACCUCUCCGAGUACGAGCGUCUGAAGAACAGCUUUGUCAUUGACAACGCUCUGCUCAAGCACGCCAAGAGCCACAUGGUGGUUAUGCACCCUCUUCCUCGCAACGCCGAGAUCUCCGAGGAGGUUGACUUCGACCAGCGGGCAGCUUACUUCCGCCAGAUGCGCUACGGCCUUUACUGCCGCAUGGCGCUCCUGGCUCUUGUCCUGGCGCCCUAA
Messenger RNA from Penicillium bovifimosum, 6678 nucleotides. Its product is annotated as bifunctional carbamoylphosphate synthetase/aspartate transcarbamylase. Gene Ontology annotation, biological process: L-arginine biosynthetic process; 'de novo' pyrimidine nucleobase biosynthetic process; L-glutamine metabolic process. Bases 1 to 6678 code for a protein of 2225 amino acids. Gene Ontology annotation, molecular function: amino acid binding; carbamoyl-phosphate synthase (glutamine-hydrolyzing) activity; metal ion binding. Gene Ontology annotation, cellular component: cytoplasm; carbamoyl-phosphate synthase complex. The record is from RefSeq and is a predicted model, not a curated record. The transcript has 4 exons. NCBI's taxonomy places the organism in Eukaryota, Fungi, Ascomycota, Eurotiomycetes, Eurotiales, Aspergillaceae.